Molecule: messenger RNA, 1165 nt
Organism: Danio rerio (zebrafish)
Lineage: Eukaryota; Metazoa; Chordata; Actinopteri; Cypriniformes; Danionidae
Gene: tmed1a
Product: transmembrane p24 trafficking protein 1a
Cellular component (GO): Golgi apparatus; membrane; endoplasmic reticulum-Golgi intermediate compartment membrane
Source: RefSeq, marked provisional
CGGGAGUCCAGACAAUGCGCUCGCGGUGAAGUUUGGCAAUGAUAGAGUCCUGGUGAGGUCGCGUCGCUUGCAGUGCACACUGCCUGUUUGAUACAGCUGCUUAAGUGUGUUAGGAAGAGCAAAAGUCAUGGACGAGACGCGUCUCGCGGUUUGUUUUCUAUCCUUCCUGACGCUCUGUCUGGAUUUGGGAUUCACUUUCGGACAGAAUAAAGACACCGAGUUCACCUUCCUUCUGCCUGCUGGAGCAACCGAGUGCUUCUUCCAGACGGCCACCAAGAACAGCAGCAUGGAAGUGGAGUACCAGGUGAUCGCAGGCUCAGGACUGGACGUGGGCUUCACUCUGAUCUCCCCCCGGGGGUACAGACUGGUCUCAGACUUCAGAAAAUCUGACGGCAUCCACACUGUUGACUCCACUGAGGAGGGCGACUACCGGAUCUGCUUUGACAACAGCUUCAGCCGUAUAUCGGAGAAGAUGGUGUAUGUGGAGGUGAUCAUGGAUGGACCAGAAGGAGAGGAUGAGGAUGAUGAAGACUGGGCUGCUUUGGCUGAACCUGAGGACUCACUGGAGUACAAACUGGAGGAUAUCAGGGACUCGAUGGACGCAGUGCACAAGAGCCUGGAGCGAAGCCGUCAGCUUCAGACGACACUGCGGGCGUUCGAGGCUCGUGACCGAUACCUGCUGGAGGAUAACCUUUGGCGCGUCUCCUUCUGGUCCUGCGCCAGUCUGCUGGUGAUGAUCAGUGUGGCCCUCACACAGGUCUACACGUUACGCAGAUUAUUCAACGACAAACACAAAGUUUGCACAUAGCAGAGUUGAACACUGUAACACCCAAUGCACUGCUUAUGCCAAAUAUUAAAAGGAUGGAUUCUGGACACUCUCAGGUCCUAACUAAACACUCUAUAAAACUGUGAGGUCUUUAGAGAUAUCAGUGAAAUCUUGGAGUAUUAGUUAAACUUGUUUUAGUUUUAAUAAGAAGAGUAUGUAGCAGCAAACACUGGUGAACACAACAUUUAUUUGAAUCACUGUACAGACAUUUGAAUGUGAAUCUAAUUUGGAUUUGACUUUUAAAACACUGCAGUUAAAAUCAUUUAUGUGACUUAAUAACAUUUGCUAGUAGAUUCCUUAUAGGAUUAUGUGGUAUAAAUAAAAAAAGAAAUAAUGCAA